Messenger RNA from Ostreococcus lucimarinus CCE9901, 3747 nucleotides. RefSeq lists its product with no specific name. Gene Ontology annotation, biological process: protein ubiquitination; SCF complex assembly. Gene Ontology annotation, cellular component: nucleus. The coding region runs from base 1 to 3747 and encodes 1248 amino acids. The record is from RefSeq and is a predicted model, not a curated record. NCBI's taxonomy places the organism in Eukaryota, Viridiplantae, Chlorophyta, Mamiellophyceae, Mamiellales, Bathycoccaceae. The transcript has 2 exons.
AUGGCGUCCGCCGCCGCGCGCGGCACGCUCGCGCAGGCGCUGUCGAAGAUGCAGUCGCCGGAUAAGGAUUACAGGUACAUGGCGUGCUCGGACCUGCUGCGAGAGGUGACGCGAGAAUCGUUCGAUAAGUUCCCGUCGCGCGAGACGGAGGAGAGCGCGAUGGACGCGGUGCUCAAGGCGGUGUUCGAUCAGGCGGCGGACGUGGCGGGACUGGCGAUGAAGUGCGCGGCGGCGAUCGCGCGAAGAGGCGAGACGACGACGGCGGAGCGAACGACGAGAGCGCUGUGCGCGAGCGUGGGGGAGAAAAAGGACGCGGCGAAGCGAGACGCGGCGUGCAUGUGCCUGAAGACGAUCGUGCGGGAGAUCGGUGGGUUCGAGGGGGGGGCGAGAGAGGGCGUUUUGGGAACGUGCGCGCCGGCGUUGGCGACGCACGUGGCGACGGCGGCGCGCGCGGGCGCGACGGCGGAUGAGAUGAACGUCGCCGCGGAGGCCGUGGAUGUGUUGCACGUCAUGAUGACGGUGCUCAGUGAGAUGCCGCACGCGAGAUUGAGUGAAGAGCACAGCGCAAAGUUGCAAGAGACGUUGUUGAAACAUUUGGAACACGGCAAGUCGGGGACGCGUAAACGCGCGGCGCAGUGUUUGGCGCUCUUGGCGACGUUCAUGAAGGAUGACAUGCUCAAUCAGACGGUGAAUAUGGUGAUGGAAGUGUUGAAAGAUAAGGUUGCGGCAAAGAAAGGGAAGAGUGACUUGCACACGUUUGUCUUGGGCGCCACCGCGCGCGCGCUCGGCUAUCGCUUUGGCGAGUACGUGAACGAGGUGAUGCCUUUAUUACUUCGCGUUUGCGAAUCUUCCACGGACGAGUACGACGAGGAGGUGAUCGUGAACAUAGAGGGUGCGCUUCAAGCGAUCGAUAACGUCGUUUCUUCGUGUCCAGCGAACGUGCAAGGCGAUGAGGGCACAGCCGCACGCUUUGCGUGCGCGCUCAAGUACAUCUCGUACGAUCCAAAUUUUGACGACGACGAAACGGAAGACAUGGAUACUUACGAAGACGAAGAUGAGGAUGUGUAUAGCGACGACGAUGAAUACAACGAUGACGACGACGAGAGCUGGAAAGUUCGUCGCGCGGCUGCGAAAAUGCUUAGCGCCCUCGUCGGCGUCGCGUCCGAGCCGACGCUGUCGGAGCACUACGACGACGUCAUGAGCAAACUUCUCGCGCGAACGAAGGAUCGUGAGCCGAGCGUGCAACUGGAUGUGUUUUCUGUCAUCGGCGACAUCGUUCGAGUGGGUGCAAAAUUCCGCGAACACGAUCCAGAGUCCAAGAUGAGCGCCAAGUUGAGAGAGACGACGACGGAUGUCAUUCGAAUCAUCAUUCGAGAAUCGGCUUCAAAGUCGCCUAAGACGCAGGUUGCGGCGUUCGCGCUCCUGAGCUCUCUCGCAUCGGUGUUUCCUAGCAUACUUUCCGACAUCUCGGACGCAGAAAUUCGAAGCUCGUUGAUGAACAUCGUCCAACGUUGCGUCGGCGACAAGGCGUGUGGAAGUUCGGCUCGAAUUGAGGCGCUCGCGUUUGUUUGCAGUGUUUGCAAGCCGAAUAACUUGGAGAUCCUAGAGCCAUACGUGCGAGAUUUAUUGCCGCAAAUUUUUGCCGCCUGUACCGACAAGUAUUACAAACUUGUCACCGAGGCGUUGCGCGCGUGCGCCGCUGUGGUUUCUGUGUUGCGCCGAGAAGACACGGGAGCGGUGUCCGCCGAAAACGCAAGUCAAAUCAAGUCAUUACUAGAUGCAGUUCUCACCAAGCUCGACGCGAGUGAUGAAGACCAAGACGUCAAAGAAGCUGCGAUUCACGCUUCGGCGGUAAUUCUGGCCACGCUGAACGAUCACAUCAACACUCAGGAUCAAUCGCGAGCGCUCGGAUUGCUCCUCGAACGUUCGCGAAACGAGACGACUCGUUUACCUGCUGUGCGUGCGUUCGCCAUGAUCGCGGGAUCUUCUCGGCCAAUGGAUCUCUCUGCCGUUGCGGCUGCGAUGACGAGCGAGCUCACGACUUUCCUGCGCAAGGCGAAUAAAUCCUUACGCGAGAGUGCGCUCGCGGCGCUCACGGCGUUGAUUUCAUCGCAUCGCGCGGCGUUACAAGAUCCCGACGUCGUCCCCAUCGUCGUCGAAGCGUCGACUCUCUUGAGCGAAGAAGACUUGCAUCUUGCUACGCUUUCUGUUGGACUUUUAACCACAAUCGUAGCCGCCGCCAGCGUCUUCCCCAAGGCGACUCAGGAGACGGCGAAGUCGACGAUGCCACUCGCGCUCAAGCUCACGCGGUCGCCGUUGGUGCAGAGACAGACUUUGAAAUCGCUUCAAGAGCUCUAUAAGAAUCUCAUUCUUGCCGGUGUGGUGAAUUUUGAAUCUCUCUUCGAGGCUUUAUCCGACACGAAAGACAUUCAGUCCGUCGAUAGUCAGUUCGUGGCGCACAGUUUAGCCAAGUGCGUCGCCGCCGCAUGCGUCGCCGCGGCGGCGAUAAAGCAAACCAUGUCGACGCUGCUAGCCAAACUCCAAGGAGUCAGUGGAAUCGAGGCUGUGUACACGCUACUUUGCAUCGGCGAAAUCGGUCGUUUGACCGAUCUUUCGGCUGAUAAAGAAUUAGAAACCAUUUUGUUUUCCGCUUUCGAUAGCUACGGAGACGAAGUCAAGGGCGCGUCCGCGUUGACGCUCGGGCGAGUCGCCGUAGGAAAUCGUGCGAAAUAUCUCCCGCUCAUCGUGUCAAAGCUCGAGAGCGAUUCUAUGGAGCAUCAGUACUCGCUUCUUCAGGCGCUUCGCGAGGUUAUCGUCGUCGGAAACUUGACCGAAGACGAGGCGAGUAAAGUGUUGACGAUUUUGUACGGCACCGCGAGUUCGGAGGAGGAAGGCGUGCGAAACGUCGUCGCCGAGUGCCUCGGCAGAUUGGCGGCGUCAAAUCCGAGCAAGCUCAUACAAGACGUACACAAAAGAUUCGCCGUGAGCGCGUCGCCCCUCGAAAAGGCGACGCUCAUCUCUGCGAUAAAAUUCGCCGUGUUGGCGAGCGAAAAGGGCGAGCUCACGAAGAUCCGAAGCGAGUUGCGAUUGCCAGAGUUCAUGGGCGCCAUAUCGGAUGAGGACGUAAACGUGCGAACUUCGGUGAUAAAAACGCUCACUGCUGUGAUUCAUCGCGAGAGCACGCUCAUCACGCCUCUUCUUUCCGAUGUUUUACCAAAGCUGCUUGAACAGACAGCCAUCGCGACGGAGCUCGUUCGCGUCAUCGAUCUCGGCGCCUUCAAGCACACCGUCGACGAUGGCUUGGAGUGCCGAAAAUCCGCGUUUGAAUGCGUUAAUACCAUUUUGGACUCGUGUGGCGGUUUAGUGAAUGCGCGUGACGUCGUCGUAGCCCUCGCGAGCGGGCUUGGUGAUCAUUACGACAUCAAGAUGCUCGCGCACGCGGCGCUGCGCAAGUUGAGCGCCGGCGUCGCGCCCAACUCGGCGGACGCUGUGCUCGCGAACUUGGACGCAUUUUGCGAACCGCUGGUGAAGACGUUCACCGCGCGCGUGAAGAGUGACGCGGUGCAGCAAGAAAUUGAUCGUAACAACGAUUUACUUCGCAGCGCUCUGCGAUUGGUGUACUCGAUCAACGAGCACGCAGGGUCGGCGAGCGUCGCGUCGUGGAAAACUUUUAACGAGGAAUCGGUCGUCGGGGGUAAGGAAAACAUCGCCGAAAUGUAUGCGCGCAUAGAAAAAGAGAAUGAAUGA